Messenger RNA from Acipenser ruthenus (sterlet), 1456 nucleotides. RefSeq names its product RCC1-like G exchanging factor-like protein. Bases 239 to 1327 code for a protein of 362 amino acids. The transcript has 11 exons. Lineage: Eukaryota; Metazoa; Chordata; Actinopteri; Acipenseriformes; Acipenseridae. The record is from RefSeq and is a predicted model, not a curated record.
GAGACUGCGUCCGUGUGUCCGGCUAGACGUUCCCCUGGGGCGCUGGGGCUCCACUGCUCCAGAGAGGGGAGAAGGGCGGCCGGUGUACCAGUACAUGGGGGAGCGUGCGCAGAGGAAGGAACGUGUCUUUGUCUGGGGGUUCAGCUACACAGGAGCCCUGGGCAUCCCCAGCUUUGUGGUGCCUGACAGUGGCAGAAAGAAACCCAAUUAAUACCAGCUCACCCCUUACAGACUGGAAAUGCACCAGAAGAUCUCCUGGGCUGCCUGUGGUUAUGGGUUCACCUUGCUGUCCUCCAGGACGCGUGACCUGACCAAGGUGUGGGGGAUGGGACUGAACAAGGACUCCCAGCUGGGCUUCCAGCGCAGCCGCAGAGAACACACAAAGGGCUAUGAGUAUGUGCUGGAGCCUUCCCCAGUCCCCCUGCCUCUGGACAGACCUCAGGAGACCAGUGUGCUGCAGGUGGCGUGCGGUCGGGCCCACUCCCUCAUUCUUACUGACAACGAGGGAGUAUUCAGUCUGGGAAACAACUCGUAUGGACAGUGCGGAAGGAAAGUGAUAGAAGACGAGGUGUACAGCGGCAGUCACGUGAUACACCGGAUUGAAGGAUUCGACAGCAAAGUGGUUCAGGUGGCGUGUGGACAGGAUCACAGCUUGUUCCUGACAGACACUGGCAAUGUGUACUCCUGUGGUUGGGGGGCUGAUGGGCAGACAGGUCUGGGGCACCACAGGGUCAGCAGCCAGCCUACCGUGCUCAGAGGGGAUCUGGUGGGGGUCCGGGUCAGGCAGGUGGUCUCAUAUGGGGACUGCAGUCUGGCCGUCUCCCAGGAGGGGGAGCUCUUCGGCUGGGGCAACUCCGAAUACCUCCAGCUCUCUGCUGUCACUGAUUCCACGCAAGUACUGAAGUGUCUCUCCACGGCUCCUCCCCUUGGCGGUGUGGGGAGGGUGCAGCAGGCUGCCUGCGGAGGGACUCAGGUUGCAGUGUUGAACGGUGAUGGGCAGGUGUUUGUGUGGGGCUAUGGAAUUCUGGGGAAGGGGCCCAACCUAUCAGAGUCCAGGACCCCUGAGAUGAUCCCACCAACUUUGCUGGGCUGCUCAGAUUUUAACCCCGACAUUGCCGUGGUGCAGAUCCGCUGUGGGCUAAACCUCUUUGCAGCCAUAACAGGUGAGACAGAUCUUAUAUCUUUGGGGGAGAAUAUCCGAGGAUGUCUAGGCAUUGACAAGACUGAUGAUCAGUAUUUCCCAUGGCGGGUGACAGUGCUGGGGAAGGUGGUGGAUGUGGCCUGUGGAGUGGAUCACAUGGUAGCUCUGGUCAAAUCCCUGGUCUGAGUGCCCAGUACAUGCUUGCGACUGACCCUGCUCCAGCAUGCACUGAGAGGGGAGACGAGCUUCAGCUUCCCCCAGCUCUAGCCCUGUUAAUGAUCACUGCUCUGACAGACAGCCAAGAAUUCAAUCCCA